GAUUGAGAUACCCCCUGUCGCCGUAUAGACGACUCUCGUUUCCAUCUUCAAAAGUUUACGUUUUAUCACACAUCACUAAGACCACACAUCAUGUCUGUCGUCGGUCUCGACUUCGGUACUCAAAAUGCCGUGAUUGCUGUCGCCAGAAACCGCGGUGUCGAUGUUAUCACAAACGAAGUUUCCAACCGCGCAACACCCGCGCUGGUCGGUUUCGGUCCCAAGUCUCGCUACCUCGGUGAGACCGCAAAGACACAGGAAGUGUCCAACCUCAAGAACACCGUCGGAUCCCUUACCCGUCUCGCUGGCCGAUCGCUGAAGGACCCCGAUGUCGCCAUUGAGCAAGAACACGUCUCGUGCAAGCUGGUCGACGUUGAUGGCCAGGUCGGUGCCGAGGUUUCAUACCAGGGCAAGAAGGAGCAGUUCACUGCCACCCAGUUGACCGCCAUGUUCCUCACAAGGGCCAAGCAGACCGCUUCCGCCGAGCUCAAGCUUCCCGUCAACGACAUGGUUAUCGCCGUCCCUGCCUGGUACACCGAUGCUCAAAGAAGAGCCAUCAUCGAUGCUGCCGAGAUUUCUGGCCUCAAGAUUCUGCGUUUGAUCAACGAGACCACCGCCACUGCCCUCGGCUGGGGUAUCACCAAGACCGACCUUCCCGGUCCUGAGGAGAAGCCCAAGAGAGUCGCCUUUGUCGACAUUGGCCACAGCAACUACACCUGCUCCAUUGUCGAGUUCCGCAAGGGAGAGCUUAAGGUCAUCUCCACUGCCUACGACCGUCACUUCGGUGGCCGUAACUUCGACAAGGCCAUUGUUGACCACUUCGCUGCUGAGUUCAAGGAGAAGUUCAAGGUUGAUAUCAACGAGAACCCCAAGGCCAAGCUCCGUGUUGUUGCCGCUUGCGAGAAGCUGAAGAAGGUUCUGUCCGCCAACGCCGGUGCCCCCAUCAACAUUGAGUCGUUGAUGAACGAUGUCGAUGUCCGUGGCUUCCUCAAGAGAGAGGAGCUUGAGGAGAUCAUGAAGCCUCUUCUCGAGCGCUGCACUGCUCCUCUUGAGCAGGCUCUCGCUGAGGCCAAGUUGAAGACUGAGGACAUUGACACCAUCGAGCUUGUCGGUGGUUGCACCCGUGUCCCUGCCCUCAAGUCCGCCAUCCAGGACUUCUUCGGCAAGCAGCUCUCAUUCACCCUCAACGCCGACGAGGCCAUCGCCCGUGGUUCCGCCUUUGCCUGCGCCAUUCUCUCCCCCGUUUUCCGUGUCCGCGACUUCUCCAUCCACGAUAUCUGCAACUACCCCAUCGAAUUCACCUGGGAGAAGAGCGCCGAGAUCCCCGACGAGGACACCUCGCUCACCGUUUUCAACCGCGGCAACGUCAUGCCCUCAACCAAGAUCCUUACUUUCUACAGAAAGCAGGCCUUCGACCUUGAGGCCAAGUACGCUAAGCCCGAGACUCUCCCCGGCAAGAUGAACCCCUGGAUCGGCAGAUUCAGCGUCAAGGGUGUCAAGGCCGACGAGAAGGAUGACUUUAUGAUCUGCAAGCUCAAGGCUAGAUUGAACCUGAACGGCAUCCUGAACGUCGAGUCUGGAUACUACGUCGAGGAUAUGGAGGUUGAGGAGCCCAUCGAGGGCGAAGAUGUGAGUUUUGAACAACAAGAGCCUUCGCAAUCCGAACUCGAUCACGAGAGAGAAAGCAAGCGACCCAAGAUUACGGCCAGUGCUGACAUAGAAACACAGGCCAUGGACACUGACAAGGAGCCCAAGACCCGCAAGGUCAAGAAGCAGGUCAAGAAGGGUGACCUUCCCCUGUCCUCUGGCACCGCCUCUCUCGACGUGCAAGCCAUUGCCAACCUUUCCGAGAAGGAGCACUCCAUGAUCAUGGAGGACAAGCUUGUCGCCGACACCGAGGACAAGAAGAACGAGCUUGAGGCUUACAUCUACGAAAUGCGCGCAAAGAUUGACGAGGAGUACGCCGACUUCUCAAGCGAGGAGGAGAAGACCAAGCUCAAGGAGAAGCUCGAGACCAGCGAGGACUGGCUCUACGACGAGGGCGAGGACGCCACCAAGGCCGUCUACCAAUCCAAGAUCGACGAGAUCCGCGCCAUCGGCGGCCCCAUCGCCCAACGCUACCUCGACAAGUUCGAAGAGGAGCGCCAAGCCGCCCUCAAGGCCCAAGAAGAAGCCGCCGAGAAGAAGCGCGCCGAGCAAGAAGCCAUCAAGCAGGCCCAGCAAGAGCAGGCCGCCGCCGCCGCCGCAGCAGCCAAGAUGGCCGCUCAGCGUGAGGAGCAGGAGAAGAAGGACGCCGAGAUGCAAGAUGCAUAGAGUGCUGGUGUUGGACUAGCAAGCCGUUAACUCUCCGAGAAAAGAAGGGGAAGAAGACAUGACAAAAUCUUCCAUCAGAAACACAAACAC
Molecule: messenger RNA, 2400 nt
Organism: Aureobasidium pullulans EXF-150
Lineage: Eukaryota; Fungi; Ascomycota; Dothideomycetes; Dothideales; Saccotheciaceae
Product: heat shock protein 70
Exons: 4
Coding region: 91-2310 (739 amino acids)
Biological process (GO): protein folding
Cellular component (GO): cytosol; nucleus
Molecular function (GO): ATP binding; ATP-dependent protein folding chaperone
Source: RefSeq, a predicted model, not a curated record